AUGACCGCAGACUUCCCGGCUUCCCUUGGCAACACCUCGGACGACAACGUCGAUCAGAUCUCCUUCACAACCACUUCCGAUGGAUCGCCACCCUACAGCUCGUCCGAGCAUCACAGUCCGACUGACCAACGCACCGAGACUCCCACUUCUGACUCUGGAAUAGUCUCUUUCUCACCCGAGAAUGUGGCGACCAGCUUCGAGAGCAGUGAGCGAGAUGCCUCCCCAGACAAUCUCUCCACGUCAUCCACUCAUUUAACAGAUCUUCAAGAGAAGGGUGUCAGUGUAGAAGAAGAUCUGCAGAGACGUGAGUUCCCAUUCAAAAUUAGUUGAAGUGUGGGUGGUAGUUGUUUCAGAAUUGUUUCGAUUUCAUCAGGACUUCAAAGACUCGUUGAUGGAGAACAAUCAGAACACAAUCAACAUGAUGUCCGCGUUCAAUCCGCAGCUCUUCAAGCAGACUCUCGCCAGUCUCGGCGCCGUCGCUCCACAGGUACUUCUUCUUCUUCUUGCACUUCCUUGCAAACGCGCACUCGACUUGUCGUUGAAAACAAGAGACGAAAUUUAUGAUUUUCGUGAAUUUUUUCCUAGUAACCGCCCUUUUUUCAGCUGCCGGUUAACCUGACUACGGCCCUUCCAAUGGCUGCCAGCCCGUGCACCACCGCCGCCUCCGUUCCGAGCGUCGAACCGACGCCGACCAAGAGGAAACGGCAAAGGCGGAACCCUGUGUGGCCGUAUUUCGACGUUAUCGAUGGGACCGCCCGUUGUAAGCAGUGUCUGUACAGCACAAAAAGUGUGUUCAGCACAAAUCUGAAAGUGCAUUUGAGAUCGCAUCACAGGCCAGAUUACGAGAAGGUGAGCAAUUGGAAGCAGGUGAAUCGGGGGCAGACAGACAGACUUGCAGGUGAUUCUGGCAGAAGACGCACUCAAUCUGAAUGCCCUGCUGCUCAGCGGCAACACUUCCAAACUGUUCAACGUGGACGCGAAUCGGAAGCGGAUGCCUCCGAUGACUUCGAGUAUUCUGAUGACAAUCAACAAAUGUAAGAAUGUUCCUCGAAGUCUUCCGAGCCUGCACUCUUGUUUCAGUGACCAAUCAGCAGCAGAACGGCGAGGAGAAUCCGUUGAAUGCGGUUCUCCGCCAGACUCUGGCGAAUAACGGACUGCAGCAGCAUCUCCAGAACAUGCAGAAUCAGUUGCAAGCAGUUCAAAAGCAGCAGCAGCAGCAACAGCAGCAGCAACAACAGCAACAGCAACAACAGCAACAACAGCAGCAGCAACUUCAGCAGCAACUUCAGCAACAGCAACAGCAGAACGGAGUGCCCCAGUUCGCCCUCAAUGCGGCAAACUUAGCUGCUCUGAACCAAUUGGCCAGAAAUCAAAUGCAGCCGACUCCGCCGCCGGUGCCAGUCAGUCAGGAUCACAUCAUCAACAGCUUGAACUUCCCGGCCCACAUCAAGCAAGAGAUCCUGAAUGCUCCGCACGGAACAGACGCGAACGGAGUGCCUCAGCCGAAGCGCCGUCGCCUUCGUCGCCAUCCCGUCUGGGUGUAUUUCAAGGAUCUGGAAGACAGAGUGAGUACUUCCAUUCGUCUUCUGGUUGAGUGAUAAUAUUUGUUUCAGAUGGUUGGGUGCACAAACUGCGAGUUCCGAACAGGCUCGGCGUUCUCGACCAACUUGAAAAUGCACCUGAAAGCUCAUCACAAAGAAGAUUACGAGAAAGUGCUUCAGUUAGAAGAGGAGAUGCGACUGGAAGAGGGGUGCUUUGGACCUGGGAACAAGUUCAAGACGGAGCUGAUUGACUACAUCCGCGGAGGCGGAAACGUGACCACUCCGAGCACUCCCAAUCCGGCGAAUGGGAACUUCCCGCCCACUCCGAAGGCGUCGCCACUGGUUCAGCAGAUCAUCAAUCAGUCGAUGGCCAGAUCGCAGAGUCCGACAGUGAUGAACUCGCAGCACGGAGAAGUCAAGAUCAAGAAGGAAGUGUAAGUUGAAGUGAGAGAGGGAAACGCGUGUAUCGGUUGAUUUCAGAGAGGACGACAUGUUCAGUGGACUCUCAUCGACAGACAAACUCGCCGCUCUCGUUGGAAUCGCCGGAUCAACCGAAGUGAAGAAAGAGCCACUCGACCUUCUGGUGAGACCCCCCCCCCCCUAACUUCAUUUCGGAUUUCAUUCAACUGUCACUUUCCAGCCCGCCAACUUUGAAGAAUUCCGUCAACGUCUUCUUGCCACCAACACAUUGUCCGGUCUGCUCGGACAGUCAGCCAGUCAGCCGAUCGCCGUUGAUCUGAAUGGAAGCAUAAUUGCUUCGGAAACCAAAUCGACGUGCUCCACGAAUGAAGACGACCGGAAGCAGGAGAGAGACAAAGCCCUCGCGAGGUACGGAACACUCGAGAGUUAUUGUAUUCAGACAUGCCUGUUUUCAGAUUGUGGGCCGACAACGAGACUCUUCUGACUAACACUCACUUCCGCGAUUUCGUCCACUGUCUGGCACCCGAGUACGAGAUUCCGGAUGCGGUCAUUCUCGCGACGACUCUCGUAGAUCACGACUAA
This is a messenger RNA of Caenorhabditis sp. 36 PRJEB53466, 2543 nucleotides long. The record is from the annotation of a GenBank genome assembly. Lineage: Eukaryota; Metazoa; Nematoda; Chromadorea; Rhabditida; Rhabditidae.